Fomitopsis serialis is the source of this 2043-nucleotide messenger RNA. RefSeq lists its product as uncharacterized. Gene Ontology annotation, molecular function: DNA-binding transcription factor activity; sequence-specific DNA binding. The record is from RefSeq and is a predicted model, not a curated record. Bases 1 to 2043 code for a protein of 680 amino acids. The transcript has 7 exons. Gene Ontology annotation, biological process: phosphorelay signal transduction system; regulation of DNA-templated transcription. Lineage: Eukaryota; Fungi; Basidiomycota; Agaricomycetes; Polyporales; Fomitopsidaceae.
AUGUUCAAGCACUCCAACUUUGCCUCCUUCGUCCGCCAGCUCAACAAGUACGACUUUCACAAGGUGAAAAACUCGGACGACAACCAGUUCGGCGAACACAGCUGGACCUUCCGCCACCCCGACUUCCACGUCGACCGCCGCGACGCGCUCGAAAACAUCAAGCGCAAGGUCCCCGCCGCGCGCAAGUCCGCCGCGCACACCAGCUCGCCGUCCCCGCCCAGCGCGUCCGUCGAAGCCCUCCAGGCGCGCCUCGACCAGAUGACGCGCGACCAGGAGGAGCUCGUCGCGCACGUCCGCAACCUCGAGAGCAACUACCAGAGCGUGCUCACCGAGAUGGUCAACUUUCAGCGGAACAUGGCGCAGCAGGACGGGUUGAUGCAGAACUUGAUACAGUACUUUUUGCAGCUCGAGAAUGGCAAAAUCAAGGCCGAAGAGCUCUCCUCCGCGCAGAACCCGCCCUCCGCGCCCGGCGGCGGGCCGUCCGCGCAGGCGGUGCAGGACGCGAACCACCCCUUCCUGCCCGCGACGGAGACGCAGCGCAUGAUGGCCGGCUUCCCCGACGGCGACGUCGCGCGCGCCAGUCUCGCGCAGAUGAACGAGAUCUCCCGCCGCGCGGAGGUCGCGGGCAUGAGCUUCGCGCCGCCCCAGCCCGCUGCGCAGCAACAGCAGCAGCAGCAGCAGCAGCAACAGCAACAACAGCAGCAGCAGGGUGCGAACGCGAGGAUUGCGGCGGCCGUGAAUGGGCUGGGGAUGGGAGAGGGCAUCGUCAGGCCGAUGAGCCGCCAGGAUGCACUCAAUCGCAUCGAGGAACUCACGCGCCAGAGGCCUGAGAGUGCCCAGGGCCAUCAUGUGCUGGCGCAGGCGCAGGCGGCGAUCGCGCACGGAGCGUCCCAGCAGAGCGGCAACGCGUCCGCCGCGCCGCAGGGCGGGGACGCGUCCGCGUUCGGCGGGGCGGACUUUACGUUCAGCAACGGGGGCGGGCUGAGCCUGAACUACCCGCAGAGCGUGAUGACGCACGAGGGCCUGCAGGUGUUCACGGUGGGGCACCUCCUCCCGCGGAGCGCGCUCGACGACGAGAACGGCAACUGGGCGUUCGACGCGGCCGCGCUCAACUCGGUCGUCAUGCCCACGCCGCAGGGCAUGGGCGGCGACCCGGAGCAGGAGGACGAGGGGAACACGAAGGCGCCGUAUAGUAUCGGGGCGGCGGCGAACGCGAUCGACUCGGCGUCCGCCGCGGCGGGUGUGGGCCCGAGCCCGAGCCCCGCGCAGGUGUCGCCGAGUGGCCGCCCGGAGAGCGCGCAGAAGCUGAGGGUGCGGAGGAGCACGUACGUGCCCGGGUGGGCGGUCCCGCCGCGGGUGCUCCUGGUGGACGACGAUGCGGUCAGCAGGCGGCUGAGCAGCAAGUUCUUGCAGGUUUUCGGGUGCACGAUCGACGUGGCUGUGGACGGCGUGGGCGCGGUGAACAAGAUGAACUUGGAGAAGUACGAUCUGGUGCUCAUGGACAUCGUGAUGCCGAAGCUGGACGGCGUGUCCGCGACGUCGCUCAUCCGGCAGUUCGACCACAUGACGCCGAUCAUCAGCAUGACGUCGAACAGCAAGCCGAACGAGAUCAUCAAGUACUACUCCUCGGGGAUGAACGACGUGCUCCCGAAGCCGUUCACGCGCGACGGGCUGCUGGACAUGCUCGAGAAGCACCUGAUGCACCUCAAGGUGAUCCAGACGAUGUCGAAGAUCCCGCGCUCGGUGGGGAUCCCGCCGCUGAGCGACGCGUCGUUCGACCAGGCGCUCCAGAUGCAGAUGCAGGGCGGCGCGCUGCUCGGCGGCGGGGAGGACGACGGGAAGAUCAACCCGCUUGCUGGCAUGGGCCUCACGGACGACCAGUACACGAUGAUCCUCCAGAACCUCGUCAACGGCGAGAGCUUCAUGGGCGUCGGCUCGCUCGAUGGCUCGCUCGACGGGAUGGGCGCGGGCGUCAAGCGCGGGCUGGACGACGGCAGCGACGGGCGCGAGCCGAAGAGGAGCCGCUUCGAGGUCGUCGAGUGA